Messenger RNA from Ceratitis capitata (Mediterranean fruit fly), 400 nucleotides. RefSeq lists its product as uncharacterized. NCBI's taxonomy places the organism in Eukaryota, Metazoa, Arthropoda, Insecta, Diptera, Tephritidae. The transcript is spliced from 3 exons. Bases 114 to 329 code for a protein of 71 amino acids. The record is from RefSeq and is a predicted model, not a curated record.
GCUGUCACAUCUGUUACUCGCUGUCAAGUGAAAAAUCCAAUUGUAUUAGUACGCGAUUUUUCGGUGAUUUUGUUUCAUUUCAUACAAUUGGGAUUAAAUUAAAUUAAAACAAAAUGUGGUACGAAAUCUUACCUUCAGCCGGCAUUAUCACCGCCGUACUUGCAGUGCCAGUGUAUGCAAUGUGGGGCAUCAACAAAUUGAGUCUGGGCAAUGCAUACCGCCGUAACAUGGACGAGCGCUACGAUCGAGUUUUGUAUCAACGCGACUUCAGACUAACCAACAAUCCGUACAUUCAAAAUGGAUUGGAGUCCAUUCCAGAUGAAAAAUGAAUGUCGUGUAAAUAUGCAAUAUAUCGUGUAAUAUUAACAAAAAAUCUUAAAUAAAAUAUGUAAAACUUUAA